This is a messenger RNA of Bipolaris sorokiniana ND90Pr, 1203 nucleotides long. RefSeq lists its product as uncharacterized. Gene Ontology annotation, molecular function: asparaginase activity. The record is from RefSeq and is a predicted model, not a curated record. Bases 1 to 1203 code for a protein of 400 amino acids. NCBI's taxonomy places the organism in Eukaryota, Fungi, Ascomycota, Dothideomycetes, Pleosporales, Pleosporaceae. The transcript is spliced from 2 exons.
AUGCAUUUCCUGAGUCUGAUUGCUGCCACUGCUCUCAGUGCUAUCCUCGGUGCUGUACCCACAACUGCCGAGCCCAUUGCACAACGCCAGAAAACCACAGCGAGCGAACGCCUUGGUUUAACAUGGCUUGGUGGAAACAGUUCCUUACCCAAGAUUCUCAUAUUGUUCACCGGAGGAACCAUAUCAGGAGGAUCCAUCUACGGCGCUCUAGAUGAUACUCAAUACGGACAAAUCGGCAUAACAGGAGAAGACAUCAUCGCCCGAAACCCGUACCUACUCAAUCACACACAGCUCGCUGUAUCGAAUUGGACAACUCAAGGCAAUGAGUCUACAGGCACCAACGACGCCCUCGUCAUGAAUAUGACGCGCUUCGCACACGAUGCUCUCUGCUCCUCCGACAGCGACAUCCUAGGCGCCGUAUUCACCCAUGGAACCAAUUCCCUCGAAGAAACCGCUUUCCUGAUGGACAGUCUAGUAAAUUGCGGCAAGCCCAUCGUCGCCACCGGCAGCAUGCGCCCUUUCACGCACCUCUCCUACGAAGGCGACGCGAAUUUCUUCGACGCAGUCAUGCUGGCUGCAAGCCCGGCCUCACGUGAUCGAGGCGUCAUGGUUGCUUUCAACGCGCGCAUCAUCUCCGGUUACUGGGUUACAAAGCUGCACUCUACGAAUCCCGAUGCUUUUGGUGCAAACGCCGGCGGCGACUUGGGCUUGUUCAUAAACAGUUUACCGAUUUUCUAUAACUCGCCUAGUCAACCACUGUUCAAGCACUACUUUGAUAUCGACACUGUGUCUUCAUAUGCAACAUUUCCACAUCUGCCCAAAGUCGAUAUUCUGUACGCGGCCCGCGAGUUCGAUGGCAAACUUGUACUUAAUGCGCAUGCGAAUGGUGCUCAAGGUGUAGUCAUUGCAGGGACGGGCAAUGGCGGCAUCCCCAGUGGUCAAGAUGAAAUAUCUGAAGCAUUAGAAAAGGGAUUGCAGAUUGUAGUCGGGACAAGAAGUCCAUAUGGUCCGUCAAGUCCGGCGCGCAGACCCAGUUUGGCCAAAUCCGGGUUCGUGCAUCCGAUUCAGGCGAGGAUCAUGUUACAGUUGGCCAUUGCGAGUGGGAUGGGCAUGAAUGAGACGAUUGAUGUUUUCGAGGGUGGAUUUAGAAAGGCCAUUGGACAGCCAUGGACGCCGGGGGGGAUUAGGGUGCAUGUAGUGUAG